AAAUAUGAAGAUGGUACUUGUUUGGGUUUUUAUGCCGUGUGGUACAAAUUUACCGACGUUUCAGAGUUGUUUGUUUACUCAUCGCCUUGAUGAUAGAGGCUACAAGCACUUCUAAAAUAUAGGUAGCAAAAGUUGGUAGUAUUAACCGAUGACUAUUCGUAUGGCACAUUCGAAGAAGUCAGGGUUUUUUUUAUUAUUGUUUAUAGAUGAUUUCAUAGAUAACUGACCUAGUAAUAUUACUUGGAUGUCCAUGGUUCUCAUCUUUGCUAACUAAGGUUUGGCUUAUCUAUCUCGUGACGGUUCUCCGAUAAGAUGGCGGAAAGUGGAUAUUGUCUAUCAGCUCUUCUUUCGAUAUGUUUUUUAAUGAAUAUCAUUUGCAGUGCAUAUUCAACAGAAUUUGUUCCUGUGUUUAUGUGGGAAUCAUUAAGUAAGUCACAUCCAAUAAAGGAAGUUCCUGCAUUAGCUACAGUAAGUGCUGAUGAUUUCAAGCAUAUUUUGAUGGAAAAACUUGAAAGGAAACCAGUAGUUGUCAUCUUUGCUGAAGAAAAUCUCAGUGUGGAGGACUUUACUUGGCAAAAUGAAGCAGGACAAAGUGCAUUCCCUAACUUGGAGAACAUAAGCGCUGUAGCCGAUGGACUGACGUAUUUGCCGUUUGUUCACGCUCCCCUUCGUGCAUUCCAUCAUCACCUGCCGCUGCACCAACAGGAUUGGCAUCACUUGAAACUCGGGCGCAGUGGCUUCAGCAAGGAUGCUGUGGCGUUGAACGAGACCUUGUUUUUCGUACAUCUUGAUGAUGCUACUGGUGAUGAAGAUAGACUAGAUCUUCUUAAACGACAUGAUGCUGUCAUUUCCCAGAUGUUCAGUAUGCUUGCAGAACACCACAGAGAUGUAUUAGCAGUGUACACUGCUCAUCACUCAUCUUGGCAGUCUGACGACGAGACGCUGACUAGGAGAGUACGCAACUUGCUUGCGACUGACCUUGCGUUAGGGGACAGAAGUGGAUAUGGGAAUAAUGACACCCUCCUCUAUGCGCCAACCAUGAUCUUAACCGUAGAACAAGAGGAAAGUAUUACUCUUGCAAAUGGAACCGUAGAAGGGAAUGAAGAUCUCGUCAUUAGUUUUCCCGAUAAUAUUACUGUGACAUUCUCAUUUGAAAACACGGACAGCCCAGGUUAUUGGAGUUUGCGUAGCGUAAUUGUUACAGUAGAUGAUAAAACAUACGCCAUCGAUGAUGUGAAGGUUGGAGCACCUUUAGAGUUUUCAUACCAUUGUAGUCAAGGAGUAAUUUUGGAUGGCAGAAACAUGACACUUAACAUUAAUAGUGGCUUCCAGAUACAGCCGUAUGCUGAUGGAAGAAGAUUUGGAGCUGCUUACGAUUGUGUUUAUUUUUUUACUGUUCCGAUAUGGUCGGGGAUAUUUGUGUGUGUAAUUUUUUCCAUAAUUAUGAUUUUUGGUCUUGGAAUGAUAAUGGAUAUAAAAUCCAUGGAUAGUUUCGAUGAUCCAAAAGGGAAGACUAUUACAAUCACUGCUUCAGAAUAAACAUUCAACUUUGUGAUUUUGCUGUUGGGCAUAAAAUGACAAAUAACAUAUUGGGACACCAAAAUAGGAAACGUACCAUAUUUACCUGAAUAUGAGGUAGUUUUUGGUGUUUCGAAAGGUGUUGAAAUUUAGGGUUUACAUUGUAAUUUAGCUGCACGGAGCAACAAUUUUGGUACACGUCCAAACUCAUUGAAAGCCACGCAGUUCAUAACAUUCCAUAAGUGUAUACAUUUCAUUUAUUCUUUUACAAAUAACUUGGAGAAUAUUCCUUUUGUUGGAUACUUCCAUGUCUGUAGCGCUGUUAACAGUAUAGCUGUUCAGAUUGUAGUCUUCUGCGUUGUGACUGUGUAGUCUCAUCAUUUUAGAGGAACAUUGACAACCAUCUGCAAUAUUACACGAUGUCACAACCGAGAAAUCACAGUCUGAAUAUUUGCAACCGUGAAAACUUCAUAUCUCUCAUAAAAUAUUUGUACAGAAUAUAUGGAUUUAUUUGUAUUGAUUGAUUUCAGGUAAAUAUGGUAAUUCACUGCAGUUAUGGUAGCUAUUAAAUUACAAUUAAUAUAGUUAAAGAAUGAAUAUAAGACCAUUUUUAUUAUACUAGUCACUCAUUUUGAGCUCAAUGAGCCAAAAUACAGUAUUAAAAUUUGCCCAUAGUGAAAAUAUGUGUGAAGCUGUUGGUCAUAAAAUGCAAUAUGUACAGCAUAAAGAAGCUUUAUGUAGAUAACUGAAUAGUAGGUACUCAUUUCUUGAAAUAACUUGCCAGACGUAUAGUUUUGUCACGUUCAGUUAUAUUUGACUAUAUCCAGUAAAACUAUGCCCUUGUUUUCAAGAAAACAAAAGAUUUAAUUUAUGGGCAGUGCCAUAUAUCGGGAAAGAAUUAAGUCGUCUCUCGGUACUAGUCGCUAUAGUAAUUAUAAGGUAGGAAGUCACUUGGCAACUCAUGUUGGCCGUGGUACUUGCACACAAAAAAUAAUUAUGUAUUAUUCAUGUUAAAUGUAUUAACUGAUACCUCUUGUGUAUAUAAUAUUGUACCUGAUUGUGGUAGAUUUUGCCUUUGUUAUUCUUGAAGGACAUUUAAUAUUGCAAGUUUUGGGGUGAUGGUAAUGCUCUCUGCGGCUGAUGGCUUUUGUUUCUGCAUCAAUUCAUCAAGAAAACUUCAUGCUGGACCCCAAGUAAAAUCUGGGGAGAGUAAAUAACUUUGGAUUUGUGUCAGAAUUGUGUUUUAAUAUUUUGAAAUGUGUUUUUCUACAAACUGAAAAAUUAUUUUCAGGAAAAUAACAUUUUUGUUUUACUGAAAUAAUUGAGAAGUUCACCUCCCCACAAUUUUUCUUUCUUCAAAUUGUGUAUACUGAAUUACAUUUCCUGUAGGGAAGGUCUAUUCAUCAUACUUAAUUAUACUUAAAGAAAUACUUUGUAGUCUAUCAAGGACUUGUAAUAUGUUGCUAUGUUUAUGUUCUUUGCAACAUACUGUUGGUAUUUCUUAUGUUGAUGUCAGUAAUGUGCAUACAGGAGGAAAGUGUCUCCAAUAGGAGAAUGGAAAUUUAACUAAACUGUGCAUAACAUUAUCAUUAAUCAUGAUAAAUUUUAAAAUUAAUGCUGUACUGAAUGUUUAUCAAAGAAUGCUAAAUUCCAUUUAUGCAACUUCUUUUUUAUGUCUAUCUAAGUCACCUUGUAAGUCAGUAUUUGUGCUCUUAUGUAAAGUGGUCAUUAAAACUUUGAUCUAAUCUAGGA
Molecule: messenger RNA, 3270 nt
Organism: Zootermopsis nevadensis
Lineage: Eukaryota; Metazoa; Arthropoda; Insecta; Blattodea; Termopsidae
Product: V-type proton ATPase subunit S1
Cellular component (GO): proton-transporting V-type ATPase complex
Molecular function (GO): ATPase activator activity
Source: RefSeq, a predicted model, not a curated record